GGAAAUAAAGCUGUUUCGCAGUCCUUCCUUCGUCUGGCCACUCCUUGCACCGCAGACAUAACAACUGGCGACGAAGAUGGGGGCAACAAAGCCAAGACGAAGGUGAGAAGCCUUGAAGCUGCGUCCAAACAGACAGCGAAACAUCACCGCACGCCGCUGGGUACUCGGCGACAGCAAGUUUCUCAAGAUGGCAUCCUCCAGUCAUAUCGGCCAAGUAGAAGCCUUCGAUGAAACUAUAAGUGCAUGAAUUGCGGCAAGAAGGGUCACGUUCAGCGUGCAUGUCGGAGUGCCAAGAAGAAGACUGUUGGCGGAAAGAAGUGGGUCCGGACUCUUCAAAGCGACGACACAUUCAACGUCAAGAUGCUGUCACCGCAAAGCCGGCGACCCAUCACCGUCGACGUGGAAGUUCAAGGAACUUCCUUGAGCAUGGAAUUGGACACGGGAGCCACGGUGUCCAUAAUACCGAAGCAGCAGUUCAAGAAAUUUCAGCCUCCUUUGAAGCUUGAACCCACCGAGCUACGCCUCAAGACUUACACCGGGGAAGUCGUGCAACCCUGCGGUUUCGUCAAAGCGUCCGUAAGAUACAAGGGUCAAGAGGACGUUCUACCCCUCUACGUAGUUGACCACAAUGGCCCGCCUCUUUUGGGCCGCGAGUGGCUCACACGUCUUCGUCUGGACUGGGACAACAUCUGCGGCGUACACAAGCUGUCGGACUCUCAUCGGUCUGAUGCAAGCAAGAAGUACGAGGCACGCCUAAAAGAACUUCAAGCCAAGUACAGCCGCAUCUUCGACGGCACCCUUGGCAAGAUAGAAGGAGCGGCCCCACAUGGUUCCACGCAACAGUACUGCAGCGGACGGGACCAGUGUCCUACGUGGUCAAGGGGCGGACACCGGAUGGACUCCGUACUUGGAGGCGACACAAGGACCACCUGCGCUCAGCGUCUACUGCAGUGACAGCGCCGUCCCUUGUGGGGGAGGACGAUACCGACACC
This is a messenger RNA of Ixodes scapularis (black-legged tick), 992 nucleotides long. RefSeq lists its product as uncharacterized. The coding region runs from base 244 to 954 and encodes 236 amino acids. The record is from RefSeq and is a predicted model, not a curated record. Gene Ontology annotation, molecular function: nucleic acid binding; zinc ion binding. NCBI's taxonomy places the organism in Eukaryota, Metazoa, Arthropoda, Arachnida, Ixodida, Ixodidae. The transcript is spliced from 3 exons.